Globicephala melas (long-finned pilot whale) is the source of this 2741-nucleotide messenger RNA. Lineage: Eukaryota; Metazoa; Chordata; Mammalia; Artiodactyla; Delphinidae. The record is from RefSeq and is a predicted model, not a curated record.
AUGGGCUGGGGCGAUGAGCAGAAGCAGUUGUCACAGCUGAGAGCAGAGUUAGUGAAGGGGCCAAAUUAUGUUGAUAAGGAAACCAACACAGAAGAUCUCUUCCCGGAAGAGGUGGCGAGUCUGCCGAAGGGGAGGCCCGGCCGCAGGGCCCGCGGCUCGCCUUUCACGCGGAGCAGCCCCGUUGUCCGUUCCCAGACUUUUUCGCCCGGAGCGCGAAGCCAGUACGUUUGCAGACUUUAUCGUAGUGACAGCGACAGUUCAAUGCUGGCCCGCAAGUCCCCCCUUGUCCGAAACACUUUGGAAAGACGAACCCUUCGCUAUAAGCAGCCCUGCAGGUCCUCCGUGGCGGCGCUGGCGGCGCGCACGUCCCUGGACCUGGAGCUGGACCUCCAGGCGUCGCGGACGCGGCAGCGGCAGCUGACCGAGGAGCUGUGCGACCUGCGCGAGCUGCGCCAGCGCCUGGAGGACGCCCAGCUCCGCGGCCACGCCGAGCCCCCGGCCUGGCUGCUGCGCGACGAGCGCUUCCGGAGCCUGCUGCGGGAGGCCGAGAGGCAGACGAGACAGACCAAACUUGACUUGCAUCAAGAACAGGCAGCUGAGAAGACGCUGAAGAAGGCCUCCAAAGGGGUGUGCCAGCUGCGCGGGCGGAACCUCAAAGAGCCCAUCCAGCUGGAGACCCACAAGGAAAAGAUAACAUUUUUCACGAGACCACGGGCUAACAUACCCCUGCUGCCGGUUGAUGAUGUUUGCUGGAGUAUUUAUCUGCCUAUUUUAUUUCUGCGAAGUUCUAAAAUUGUCUAGCUAAAAUUGUCUUUCAAAUAUUUGUGCAAAGUUAUUAAUAUACAAUUUUUUUUCCAAAAGUCUAUAAAUACGUAUUUUUUUGAUAGUGACAGGAGCAGGGCUUGGCUUUUCCUUGUUGUUAAAUUAACAUCUCAAACAGGUUAUUUUAUAAAAGAGUAGCUGUUGUGUGAAGAUUCGACAGUUUCCAUGCUGUUUUCUUUGACUUGAAGGGUGGAAGACAGAAACUCAGGCAAAUUCACUCUAUUGUCAUUUAUUCAUGGUUCUUUUCUUCCUCCUUGAAGGAGAAUACUGACUUUAAGAUGUAUUUUAAGACUGAAACUUGGUUCUUCAGUAUUUGCCAUGUGGUAGAAUGGAUCUUUGGGGCCGGUUUUGUGUUCUGACAUCGGAAAUGCAAACACUAUGUGCUGAACUCGUCACUCGUCCCGUUUCUCCUGUGUGCAUUUAUCAUGUAUAGUGUACACUUUCGCACCCUUUAUGUUCUGUUAAGAUGCCACCUUAGGGGCUCAGUCCUAAGUCAGUGCGGGGUGCGCUUUGCGGAGCUUGGUCUCCCGCGCGGGCUGGGCACCCAUAGCCCCUGGUUUCCGUGCACCUUUCCGUGCCCACCCCGGGUCUGAGGCUGGUCACGGAGCCCCCGGCAGGCACACAGCCCACCCUCACCCGGCCUCGGCAGCCCCGCCUGCCUUUCCAGUCCGCCCCAUCUGAUCCUGACCGACAAGAAGGGCAGUGGUGGAGCUUCUGCUCUGCUGCUCUGCCCUGCAGGAAAGUGAAAAUAGAAGAAGGAAGGUGUGUUUUCACUGAGUCACUGAAUCCGCUGAUGGAUAGAGCAGUCACGACAUGGACACGAUAACCUUUGAAGGCGCUUUCUUGAGGAAGCCAGCUUCCGUGGGAACUACAGCUACCAGGCGAGUCACUCACAGGAGAGCGUGUGCUUUCGCUCAGAAGGCCCCCGCCCAUGCUGGAGUCUUGCCAACAUUUCUUAAGAAAUCUUAGAACUAGCUCAUGAGGAAAAAAAUUUUGGGGGGGGGAAUUCUUUAUGAAAUAAAAGUAUACCAUUCUUUUAAAAUGCCAGAUGUUAUAGUUUGCCUAAUACGUAUUUAUUAUAUAUGAAAUGCACUCUCCUUCAUGAGGCCUCAGAAGAGUAAACGAGGUGAGUCACACAAAAUGUAAGAGAAAACGGAACCCUCCUCCUGGGUCUUUGUGCCCCUCCCUUGAAAGUGCCCCUCCCCCCUUAAUCAGCAGCAUCUCUCUUCUCCUUGGUCUGUAAGCACUCCCUUGUAUAACCCACCUUCCUUUUCACAUUUAUUAAAAAUGCAUUUUGUAAAAGCAUUUCAUUGAUAUGUGACCUAUCACGGACAGUGAAGUUGUCUGUGGUGGUAAGGCUGAAAACUGUGUGCUUUUUCACACUUGUCACUUCUUGCUAUGUAUUUCUGCCUCUAGUCCCGGUUUUUUCUCUUUUUUCUUUUGCUAAUUUCUCUGCAUAUAUACCCACAACAGAGGUAGAGACACAAAACACAUGAGUGCUUGCCAGAAGUGACACACCCCCAGGAGACAGCGUUGCAGCUCGGGUCAGGUUGGUGGCAGGCCCUCUCUGUUCCCAGCUGUUGAAACUUCAGAUUGAUGGGUUGGCUGCCGCUGGACUCGGGGGUGUGUGGAGAGCAAGUCAUAUGCGUCUGAGGUACAUGGCUCCCCAGACGUGGGAGAGCCCCGGCCGCGUUGCCGGGCCUGUGUUUAGGCACUGCCAGUUGAAGCGCUAAGUGGGUGGAAAGGUUGAGGUAGCUUUCCUGCUAACCCCUACAAAGUAGCAACGUGGGGAAACCCACUGUGCCAAUACAGAAAGCCCGCAAGGGUUUUCAAAUGUCACUGCCCACUAGACACAGGUUUCUGUUUGGAAUGCUUCCCCAUCCCAGAGUUAAAAAAAAAAAAAAAAAAAAGGAAAUCCC